This is a messenger RNA of Trichophyton rubrum CBS 118892, 519 nucleotides long. RefSeq lists its product as uncharacterized. NCBI's taxonomy places the organism in Eukaryota, Fungi, Ascomycota, Eurotiomycetes, Onygenales, Arthrodermataceae. The record is from RefSeq and is a predicted model, not a curated record. The coding region runs from base 1 to 519 and encodes 172 amino acids. The transcript has a single exon.
AUGAGGCCGUCACCAAGGCUGACGAGACUGCCACUGCUGCAGUUGAUGCUGUUGUUCCCGGCCUCAAGGAGAAGCGCCGUACAUCGCUCUUCGGCAACCUCGGUGGCAAGAAGGAGAAGAAGCCUGAAACCGAAGGUGAGGCCACCGAGGGUGAGACGAAGAAGUCUGGUCCCCUCGCCCAACUCUUCCGUAAGCCCAGCAAGGCUAUCAAGAAGGAUAAGGAGCCUACUGCCAACCCAGUCUCCGAGGCUGAGCCCAUUGCAGAGGAGCCUGCCACGGAGACUCCAGCUGCUACCACCACCACCGAGCAGGCUGCCAACGGUGAAGAUCCCAAGAUCACCGAGGCCCCCACUUCCUCUGAGCCCGCUCCUGUUGCUGCCACCCAACCCGUGCCCACUGCCGCAUGAAGAGCAGACGCCAGGACGAGCUCCGUUGAAAUCGAAAAGUGGUGGGACCAGCGGUAUUUGCACUGUCCUGGUUUGUCUACAGCAUAACGAUAUCAACCGAACAAACGAAUAA